AACACUGGCGUUCAGUCCAUCCAGUUUGGUAGCGUCCGCGGCUUUAUUUCGUACAUUUUGAAUCUUUGUGCAUUGUUAAGCUCUCCGGCAAACAGAAUUUUAUUUGCAUCAAACGGAACUUUUAUGAAUCAGUGCGUGUUUUAGAAUAUUACGGUAAAUAAAAAGGUGUAGAAAUGUCCUCGAAGCGUAAAUCAGAACCUGUUAAAACGCUCCCAAAACGAAAUAAGAAAAAAGUCGAUGAUGACUUUGAUUCGGAUUUAAGCGACGACUAUAAAGGAGAGGAUCUACCCGUUUCUGAAGUUAUUAUCCCAUCCGAUGAUUCUAUCAAUCAAGAAAAGUUACCCGAGGAUUUGUUGAAAACUUAUGACAAAGAACCAGGAAAGUUACUGAUGGCUGGAAUGGUUACUUGGGACAUGACAGGUCGAAAAGCGCCAUCUAAGGGGACGACGAAAAUACGACCAGCGCUCAAUUCAUUCCAUCGGUUUACUUCCGAAACGUAUCGUUCAGCAGUAAGUGGAUGCAGUUCGGCACACUCUGUGCUUAUAACAUUGGACAGAAAAGCCUUAGCAUUUGGACGUAAUCAGUUUGGUCAGUUGGGCCAAUCUGAGUUGAGAACAUUCGAAAAGCCAACACCUGUUACUGGACUGGAAGAAGUAAAUGUCAUUCAAGCAGCUUGUGGACGGAAUCAUACAUUAUUUUUAAGUGACACCGGAGUCGUGUACGCAUGUGGCGACAAUAAGAGCGGUCAAUGUGGUGUUGGUAAUACACAACCGACAAUAUUGAAAGCGACCCGAUUAAACUAUGCUGGCCCCCCAAUAAUUAAAGUCGCUUGCGGUGCUGAAUUUUCAAUGAUAUUAGACAUAAAAGGUAACGUGUACUCCUUUGGGUUGCCUGAAUAUGGACAGCUGGGACAUAAUACAGAGGGAAAGUAUUUCGUCACGUCCACAAAAAUGUCAUUUCAUUUUGAAACUUCCCCGAAGAAAAUUGUAUUGUAUGUUGAAAAGACUAAAGAUGGACAUGUAACUCCGAUAGAUGACGUUAAAAUUGUAGACUUCAGUUGCGGUAACAAUCACACGGUUGCAAUUGAUUCUAAGAAUAGAGCGUUCAGUUGGGGAUUUGGAGGAAUUGGUCGCCUUGGACAUGCUGAACAAAAAGACGAGAUGGUACCCAGGCUUAUCAAGUUUUUCGACAUUCAAAACAGAAAAGUUUUGCGUGUGUUUUGCGGAUCAUCGUUCAGCCUUGCGAUUACCGAUAUUGGCGCUUUAUAUUUGUUCGGGCAGAACAAGAAAACUGGAGAAGCCAAUAUGUAUCCCAAACCGGUGCAAGAUUUAGCGGGCUGGAAUAUAACUAGCAUUGGUGUGGCAAACACUUCGAUUGUAAUAUCAGCCGAUGAUUCGCUUAUAUCGUGGGGAGCCUCCCCAACUUAUGGUGAAUUGGGCCUAGGCGAUUUGAUAAAAUCUUCGUCUACUCCAAAAACCGUAUCGCGCUGUGAGGGUAUGAAAAUACCGCAGGUGUCAAUGGGAUACUCGCACACUCUGUUGCUUGUGAAUGUAGAACACGAGUUUACAAAACAAAAAUAUGAUACAUUCCCAGAGUUCAUCAUAGAUUAAUAAGUUCUAUUUCGUUUCAUCCAUUCAUUCAUUUUUCAUAAUUUUACUAUAUUUUUUUAAAUGAUAGUGUAAAUCUAAGAAUCAACCAUAUAUACGAAUAUUUCAAACAUCAUUGUACGCUAGCUUAUAACAACUUCCAAUAAAAAUCAAGAUACCGAAAA
Aedes aegypti (yellow fever mosquito) is the source of this 1771-nucleotide messenger RNA. Its product is annotated as protein RCC2 homolog. Bases 174 to 1610 code for a protein of 478 amino acids. Lineage: Eukaryota; Metazoa; Arthropoda; Insecta; Diptera; Culicidae. The record is from RefSeq and is a predicted model, not a curated record. The transcript has 7 exons.